Molecule: messenger RNA, 1060 nt
Organism: Pelmatolapia mariae (spotted tilapia)
Lineage: Eukaryota; Metazoa; Chordata; Actinopteri; Cichliformes; Cichlidae
Exons: 3
Coding region: 1-696 (231 amino acids)
Source: RefSeq, a predicted model, not a curated record
AUGGCGGUGGAAACGAUGUUUUCAUGCAAUACGAGUGCCAUAAAGGACUGGAGCUACUUUCUGUCUCAGAUAUUGCCUUUAAUGAAUAAAACUACAGCCUCCGCUUUGUCGAUGGUCAACAUCGACAAGGCGGAGGCUGUGACGACCACUGUGGUGACAUCCUUGCAGCCGGACGGCGCCGUGAGCGCGAGUAAUCCCCCUAUCGACUCCAACCAUACCUCGGGCAUGGAGCACGUCUUUCAGUACUCGUACUCGGAGAGUGACCUGCUGUACACGGACUAUCGGACACCGGAGAGAGACCCCAUGCCUCUUCCCAAAGCGGUGCUCUAUCUGGUCAUGGCAGCGCUGGUAGUAGUGGCAGUGGCGUAUGCGAUAGUUGGACACCUGGUCAAAGAUGUGGUGAAUGACUUCGUCGGUGGAGGCAGGUCGAUUGUUGGGGAAGGUGACGGUACAGAAACCAGCGAACCAGACUGGGUGUUUGGGUCUCGCCGUGCUGCCAACCGCAACAAGACCGAGGUUAACUCAAUCACCAACACCAUGAAUGAGAUGAGUGAGAGGCCCCCGCUGGUGGUGGAAAUGAGCUACAUAUCCCUGAACCACACCAACCAUCUGAGCUCCAACAGACAGGAGGAGGUAGUGGUCACCAUAGAUGAGACACUACAGCAGCAACCUCCAAACACUCCCUCUGGGACUUAACUGCAACCUUCUGAUCUUCACUGAGAGAAAUCAAGCAGCAUCUUUGCUUGCUUUUUGUGUUAAAGUGGAUUUACAAGUCUGACACAAAUGGAAGCUUUAUCCACUGUUUCUUCACCUGCAGGUGGCUGUGUAAUGUUGGGCCAGAAGGUACUUGGAGGCAUGAGAUGCUGAUGUUUGUAUGUGACUUGAUUCUUUUUGGCUGAAAUGACAGAUGAGGGCAGCUACAGCUUGUUCGGACAAGCAGCCGGAGAGACAACUGUUAUUUUUUCAUGCUUAGUCCUCAUCGUGCCAGCCCUUUUAUUUCUCCAAGUUACCCCUCAUCCAUUUAAAAUGAAAACACCAAUGCAAACAAUAUUUAAUCGCU